CUUUGACAUGAUAUGACAGUGACAUUGACUAUCUAACCUCUAGUGUCAUCUUCAUCUCGGCUACGUACGAAGGGCGAACGGACUCCAGAAAAUACAUUAAAUUAAGUUAUUUUUAUUAUUAAUCUAGUUUCAAUUCAGUCACAAUGUCAAAGCUACUAGCAUCACUAAAAAGCAAAGAAUUCAGGGAUUACCUGAUGAGCACACAUUUCUGGGGUCCGGUAGCAAACUGGGGCAUUCCUUUAGCAGCCAUUGCAGAUACUCAGAAAGAUCCCAGCUUUAUAAGUGGGAAAAUGACAUUCGCGCUGUCGCUGUACUCUCUAAUGUUCAUGCGGUUCGCCUGGCGGGUGCAGCCGCGCAACCUGCUUCUCUUCGCCUGCCACUUCACCAACGAGUGCGCGCAGCUCACGCAAGGCGCGCGCUUCAUCAACUACCAGUACCUCGGCGGCAAGGCCGCUAGCGAAAAUAAGGCGGCCAGCGAGACCACUAGUCAAAAAUAAAUAUAACGAGACGUCGCGAGCAACGUAAUCUUGCCAGCCAUCCUGUGUAGUAGCAAAAAUACCUGAAUCAAAAUCAUCCUUUUUAGGGUGGUUAAGACAGAGGUGGACUUGGUUAGUUUUUAAAAAUGUGUCGACGCAUAUAAAAAUUACUUAAGUCCUCAUAAUUGUCAUAAAUGAAAUUCUGUUAUAAUGUUGCGUGGACUAAAGCUAUUUUGAUAUGUAUAGACAUAAAUGAACGUUACAGUUUCUUAGCCGAAUUUGACACGUUUUAUGCCAGUUUCGUUUUAUUUACAUAGCAGAAGUUACCUUAGCUACCGAUAUGUUAUUAUGUAAGGUUUAAACACUGGGAACUUUAAUGAGCAGUAAAUAGAUAGUUAAUUAGUAAGCGGUAGGUAUUCUAUAAUGUCAAAUAACACAUAGGUAGGAAAUUAUAAGGUAAGGGGGCUCUAUUCGACUAUUUAGCCUAAUUUAGAGUGACAGUAGCCACCUCAAGACCUGUCAAUCUGACGAGUCAAAUAGGCCUCCAGUUACUAUGACAUAUCCUUACAUGUUAAAAUUGAUUUCGCUUUUUGAGUAUAGGUACGGCGAGCUGCAAAAGUACCUACAUACCCACUUUAUGAAUGGAAUUCAUCGUACAGUGGCUAUGCAUUUUUGCAGCUGGGUGUACCUUCGAAGUGAUAAUUAAGGUAAAUUGUGCUAGUGUAGAAACUGACAUGACUCGAUCCAUUAAUUAUUAUACGUAGGUUGUAUAUUCUUUAUGUUUCUAAAGAUGGGUAUAUUUUUUGACUAUUUAUGAAUAUCGAAUAUUAUUAAUUAUUACAUUUAUUGUUGAUCUGUUUAA
Molecule: messenger RNA, 1338 nt
Organism: Cydia splendana
Lineage: Eukaryota; Metazoa; Arthropoda; Insecta; Lepidoptera; Tortricidae
Gene: Mpc1
Product: mitochondrial pyruvate carrier 1
Exons: 4
Coding region: 144-497 (117 amino acids)
Biological process (GO): pyruvate import into mitochondria
Cellular component (GO): mitochondrial inner membrane
Source: RefSeq, a predicted model, not a curated record